AUGGAGGCCCUUCGCACAAGUUUGGAGACAGUCCUGGAGCAUGGACUGAAGAGGAAAGAGGAAGAUUCGGCUGAUCCCAGAGCAGGAAAAGGACUCAGUGCCACCAAGGCUGAGUACAGUGGGGAAUUCUGGGAAAGAACAGUGAAGACGAUCCUGGGGCAGGAGACUGGCACCUCGGACCUACAGCGCCAGCACUUCCGGGAAUUCUGCUACUGGGAGACCGAGGGCCCCCGAGAAGCUUACAUCCGACUCCAGAACCUUUGCUAUGAGUGGCUGAAACCAGAGCACCACACAAAAAAUCAGAUCCUAGACCGGGUGAUUUUGGAGCAGUUUCUGACCAUCCUGCCCCCAGAGAUGGAGAACUGGGUCAGAGAGUGUAGGCCGGAAACCAGUUCGCAAGCAGUGGCCCUGGCAGAAGGUUUCCUCUUGAGUCAGGAAGAAGACAAGCUUCUGGAAGAGCAGGGCCUGGUGACCUUCGAGGAGGUUCACGUAUAUUUCACUGAAGAGGAAUGGAACCUGCUGGAUCCCGAUCAAAGAGCGUUGUACAUCGAGGUCAUGCUGGAGAACUGUGGGAACGUGGCCUCUCUGGCGAGUGCUGGGUGGGAGCCCAAAAAUGAGGGAGAGCUGUAUGGUGUGCCUUCUGAGGAAGCCAGACAUACAGAAAGAGAAGAGCAGAAAUGGAAGACCGAAGUAAAAGAGGAAUGGAGGAAUCAGCCCUUUACGUCUCAGAGCAGUGACUUUCAUGAAAUUCCAAUCCCGGAAAAAAUAGAUAAAGGAAAGGAAAAGACUCAGUGCCCUGAGUGCGGGAAAAACUUUAGUUCCAAGUCAAACCUUAAUACUCACUGGAAAAUCCACACAGGGGAGAAACCAUUUAAAUGUUUGGAGUGUGGAAAGAGCUUUUGUCAGAAGGAAAAACUUAUUAGACAUGAAAGGAUCCACACAGGAGAGAAACCAUAUGGUUGCUUGGAGUGUGGAAAGAGUUUCAUUCAGCGAAUAGAUCUUACUACCCAUCAGAGAAUCCAUACUGGAGAAAAGCCGUAUAAAUGCUUAGUCUGUGGAAAGAGUUUCAGGCAAAGCUCAAGUCUUGCUUCACAUCAAAAAAUUCAUACAGGAGAAAAACCAUAUAAGUGUCUGGAUUGUGGAAAGACUUUCACAUUGAACUAUAGCCUUACAGUGCAUCAAAGAACUCACACAGGAGAGAAACCAUAUGAAUGUUUGGAUUGUGGGAAGAGCUUCAGUCAGAGCAUACACCUUACUUCCCAUCAAAGGAUUCACACUGGAGAGAAGCCGUAUGAAUGCCUGGAUUGUGGAAAGAGUUUCAUUCGGAGCACACACCUUACUUCACACCGAAGAAUCCAUACUGGAGAGAAACCAUUUAAAUGCAUGGAAUGUGGAAAAAGCUUUAGUCGGAGCACACAUCUCAUUAGACAUCAAAGAAUCCACACAGGAGAGAAACCAUAUAAAUGCUUGGAAUGUGGAAAGAGUUUUAGUCGGAAUACACACCUCAAUUCACAUCAAAAAAUCCACACUGGGGAGAAACCAUAUAAAUGCUGGGAGUGUGGAAGGAGUUUUCAUAAGAACACAGAUCUUUCUUCCCAUCACAGAGUUCACACAGGUGAGAAACCUUACCAGUGCCUGGAGUGUGGAAAGAGUUACAGAUGGAACUCAAGCUUCAUUUCCCAUCAAAGAAUCCACAUGGUGGAAAAACAAUUUAAUUGGUCAGAAUGUAGCAUGAGUUUAACAGCCUCUUGGAAGGAGGGUUCACUUCCUGUCCUAGCUACACGCGCAUCUUUGAAGGGUCUCCCCCCACCCACCCCCAAAGCUGGCUCUGCCCUUCAAGGACUUUGUGGGAGCCCUUCGGGUUGGAGGCCUGCCUUUGCCUUGAGAAAGGAAUUGGCAGAAGAGAAGGGUGACUCUCUGGCCCUUGGUAAGGGCAUCAUGGUAGAAGGAAGGGGAACAGGAGAGCAAGAGCUGGCAUCUCCCAAUGCAAGAGAAGGCUCCAAGACCACCGGGGCUAGGAGCAGUGGGGAAUUCUGGGGAAGAGCGGCACAAGAGAUUCUGGCGGACAAUCCUGGCGUUUCAGAGGGACCACUCCGGCACUUCCGGGAGUUCUGCUAUCAAGAGGCUAAGGGGCCCCGAGAAGUUUGCAACCGACUCCACGCUCUUUGCCGUUUGUGGCUGAAGCCGGAACAACACACGAAAAACCAAAUCCUGGACCUGGUGAUCCUGGAGCAGUUCCUGGCUGUCCUGCCCUCAGAGACCCAGAGCUGGGUCAGGGAAUGCCAGCCAGAGACCAGUGCCCAGGCAGUGGCCCUGGCAGAAGGCUUCCUGCUGAGCCAGGCAGAAGCUGAGAAGCAGGCAGAGGAGGAUUCCUGUAAGCAGGCCUUGUUUGUGGAGAUGACGGUUGAUCUCUCUGAGACCGCGAAUGCUCCUUUGGACUCCAGAUGGAGGCGUCUCUCCAGGGGAAUUAGGCAAGAGGGCGACCGAGGUGACGGAAGGAUUCUAGUGCCACCUGCCAGGUUGUCUCCUCUUUGUGACCAAGUGGAAACAGCUUCUGGGAAGCUAAAGCAGGGCCUGGUGACCUUUAAAGAGGUGCAUGUGUAUUUCACCGAGGAGGAGUGGAAUCUGCUCGAUCCAGACCAAAAAGCCUUGUACAUUGAGGUCAUGUUGGAGAACUGUGGGAACGUGGCUUCUCUGGGUGGUGGGUGGGAGACCAAGAGCGAGGGAGAUCCACCCAGUUUGACUUUGGAAAAAAACGGAUAUAAAGAAGGCAGACAGCAGGACAGAAAAAUGGAAGCAAGAUGGGAGAGUGGGAAUGACUCCAUGACACCUCAGAGUAGUGACUGUCCUGAAAUCUCUGUGCCUGAAAAGCUAGAGAAAGGAAAGAAUGUAUGUCAAGAAUGUGGGAAAAGCUUCAGUUCUAAGUCUAACCUGAAUACUCACUGCAAGAUCCACACAGGGGAGAAGCCAUUUAAAUGCCUGGAGUGUGGAAAGAAUUUCACUUUGAACUACUGCCUUAUGGUACAUCAGAGAACCCACACAGGCGAGAAGCCAUAUGAAUGUUUGGAGUGUGGGAAGAGCUUCAGCCAGACUUCAGGCCUUACUUCUCACCAGAGAAUUCACAGAGGAGAGAAACCCUUUAAGUGUCUGGAGUGUGGGAAGAACUUCAGUCGGAGCAUGCACCUGAUCAGACAUCAAAGGAUCCACACCGGAGAAAAACCAUACAAAUGCCUGGAGUGUGGGAAGAGCUUCAGCCAGACUUCAGGCCUUACUUCCCACCAGAGAAUUCACAGAGGAGAGAAACCCUUUCAGUGUCUGGAGUGUGGGAAGAACUUCAGUCGGAGCACACACCUGAUCAGACAUCAAAGGACCCACACGGGAGAAAAACCAUAUAAAUGCUUGGAGUGUGGAAAGAGGUUCAGUUGGAAUACAUAUCUUACUUCCCACCAAAAAAUCCACACAGGGGAGAAACCAUAUACAUGCUGGGAGUGUGGGUGGAUGUUCCGGAAGAACAUGGACCUUACUUUGCAUUAUAGAGUUCACACAGGCGAGAAACCUUAUAAAUGUCUAGAGUGCGGAAAAAGCUACAGGUGGAACUCGAGUUUUGCUUCUCAUCAAAGAAUCCACACAGUGACUCCACAAUAUAACUGCUCUAGCAUGAGCUUUUGUAAUGAAUCAGUCCUUUAAAAAACAUCUGAGAACUCAUGGAGGAAUCAAAAUCUAAAUGCUCAGAGUUCUCAAAAGAGUCAUGAUUUGUAACAGAACAGAACAAGCAAAUUGCAGCAGGAGUUUUUGUGACUGACCACAAUUCCUUUGCAGAGACUGCGGAAAACAUUAGUAUUAUUGAUGUAUUGUCGAAGGCUUUCAUGGCCAGAGAACGAUGGUUGUUGUGGAUUUUCUGGGCUGUAUAGCCGUGGUCUUGGCAUUGUUGUGCUGUACAAUGCUGUACAGUACAGUGCUGUACAUUGUUGUACAAUGCCAAGACCACGGUUAUAUAGCCCGAAAAAUCCACAACAUUAGUAUUAUUACAGUAUUUUCUCUAAUGCAAGGUUUUCCUUCCCCCAUGCAUGUUGUCAAACAAAAAGAGAGGUUGUCUUAUAUGUCAAAUGGCAAGAAAAGUGCUGCAGCUGCCCAAAGCUUUCUGAAAGCCCCAAAGUAAGCAAUUUAAACACAGAAAGGAAGAACCAAUCAACCAUGGUUUUAUAUUGCAGCCAUGCUAAAAACUAUUGGUCACAUUAAUAACUGUAUAUAAUUCUGGUUACUGCACAUCUUCUGUGAGAACUUUGUUAU
Messenger RNA from Eublepharis macularius, 4290 nucleotides. Its product is annotated as zinc finger protein with KRAB and SCAN domains 7-like. Lineage: Eukaryota; Metazoa; Chordata; Lepidosauria; Squamata; Eublepharidae. The record is from RefSeq and is a predicted model, not a curated record. Gene Ontology annotation, molecular function: DNA-binding transcription factor activity; RNA polymerase II cis-regulatory region sequence-specific DNA binding. Bases 1 to 3687 code for a protein of 1228 amino acids. The transcript is spliced from 9 exons. Gene Ontology annotation, biological process: regulation of transcription by RNA polymerase II.